Molecule: messenger RNA, 3090 nt
Organism: Jaminaea rosea
Lineage: Eukaryota; Fungi; Basidiomycota; Exobasidiomycetes; Microstromatales
Product: coatomer subunit gamma
Exons: 1
Coding region: 102-3056 (984 amino acids)
Biological process (GO): intracellular protein transport; protein secretion; endoplasmic reticulum to Golgi vesicle-mediated transport
Cellular component (GO): endoplasmic reticulum-Golgi intermediate compartment; Golgi membrane; COPI vesicle coat
Molecular function (GO): structural molecule activity
Source: RefSeq, a predicted model, not a curated record
CUUGGAAGCCUUGUCCUCAUCAUCACCCUCUCCAGCCUCGAGGAAGGCCUACAUACACUCACUCUGCCCGCUCGUCUCCCUACCUCUUCGUCUCGCGCACCAUGUCGCUGAGCAAAAAGAACGAAGAGGCUGGCGUCGGGUCCUUCUACCAGGACAAGGCGUCCGUGGUCCAAGAGGCUCGCGUCUUCAAUGAGACGCCAGUAUCCCCGAGGAAAUGCCGCAUCGUCCUCACAAAGGUCCUCUACCUCCUAUACACGGGAGAGACGCUCGCCAGGCAGGAAGCUACCACGCUCUUCUUUGGCUGCACCAAGCUCUUCCAGAAUCGCGAUCCUGCCUUGCGUCAGAUGGUCUAUCUGGCCAUCAAGGAGCUUUGCCCCUUGGCUGACGACGUCAUCAUGGUCACCGCAUCGAUCAUGAAGGAUAUGCAGCCUAACGUCGAAGUUGUCUACCGUCCCAAUGCCAUUCGCGCGCUCAGCCGCGUCGUCGAUGCGUCCAUGGUUCAAGGACUGGAGCGAUUCUUUAAGUCAGCCAUCGUCGACCGCAACUCGUCCAUUGCGUCUGCAGCUCUCGUCUCCUCGUACCAGCUCCAAGUAGGCGCUCGCGAUGUCGUUCGCAGAUGGGGCAACGAGGUCCAAGAGGCCCUCAGCGCCAAGUCAGGCAGCGGUGGUGGCAGCGGUGCCUUUGGGGCCGGCUUCGGCGGCAUGGGCAGUUACUUUGGCGGAGGAAGCGCCCAGCCUCAACAACAGAGCGGCUUCCAGAGCAUCCCUUCAAGCUCUUACAUUGUUCAGUACCACGCUCUGGGCCUUCUCUACCUCAUCCGCUCGGGAGACCGCAUGGCCGUCAUCAAGCUGGUGCAGCAGCUCGCUGGCGCCUCCGGUGGUGGUCGCGGCUCUGCUUCGAUCACGCUGCGCAGCCCCAUGGCCCUCUGCAUGCUCGUUCGCUACGCAGCCAAGAUCGCAGAUGACGACCCCAAUCUGCGAGGUGUCAUGCUGGAGCUCCUGGAGAACUGGCUCCGUCACAAGUCGGACAUGGUCAACUACGAAGCGGCCAAGGCCAUCUGCGAGCUGCGCGGCGUCACCUCGACUGAGCUGCAGAAGCCCAUUGCCAUCCUUCAGCUCUUCCUCUCCUCUUCCAAGUCCACGCUCAAGUUCGCAGCCAUUCGUACCUUGGCCAAGCUGGCCCAGCACCAGCCCGCUGCCGUCUCAAGCUGCAACGUCGACAUGGAGAACCUCAUCACCGACCCGAACCGCAGUGUGGCCACGUACGCCAUCACCACGCUUCUCAAGACGGGCACGGAAGCCUCGGUCGACAGACUCAUGAAGCAGAUCAGCACCUUCAUGAGCGAGAUCAGCGACGAGUUCAAGGUCAUCGUAGUCGACGCCAUCCGAUCGCUCUGCCUCAAAUUCCCCUCGAAGCAAGUCGCCAUGCUUGCCUUCCUCUCCGGCGUGCUGCGCGACGAAGGCGGGUACGACUUCAAGCGUGCAGUGGUGGAGGCAAUCUUCGACAUGAUCCGUUUCAUUGCCGACUGCAAAGAGGCGGCCCUCGCGCACCUCUGCGAAUUCAUCGAGGACUGCGAGUUCACCAAGCUCUCGGUGCGCAUUCUUCACGUACUGGGAGCAGAGGGACCAAAAAUGUCGAGUCCACAGAAGUACAUCCGCUACAUCUACAAUCGAGUCAUCCUGGAGAACGCAAUCGUCAGGGCAGCGGCCGUAAAUGCGCUGGCCAAGUUUGGAGUGCAGGACAAGGCGCUCAGUGCGAGGAUCGAGGUGCUGCUCCAGCGUUGCUUGGACGAUGUAGAUGACGAGGUCAGGGAUCGAGCGGCACUCAAUCUGAGGCUGCUGCGUGACACGAAGCUGGCACAGCGACUCGUUAAUGACGAAUCGUCGUUCAAGCUGCAGGACUUGGAGAGUAGGCUGCAGAAGUAUCUCAGCAAGGCCGGCGUCGCUACCAACGGUACCGGUGCAGACGGUGAAGUCGAAGGAGACGGCGAGGCAGUUGCAGGCCCGUCCUCAGCAGCCUUUGACGCGAGUAAAGUGCAGCGCAUCACCCGCGAAGAAGCACAGCAAGAAGCACUGCGCGCCAAGGCCGAAGCAGCGAGCAAGGUAGCCAUGGCCUCGCAGGGCGGCAGUGGUCCCUCCACGGCAUCCACCUCUGCGGCAGGCGCCGCCAGCAAUGCCCUUCCUGGCGCUGGAUUGGACGACGGCUCAUCAGCGGCUGCCACACGUGCCCACUACCAAUCGACCCUCUCCGCCAUCCCCCAACUCUCCUCGUAUGGUCCCCUCCUCAAGUCCACCCCGAAGCCCGUCGAGCUCACCGAGCGCGAGACGGAAUACGUCGUCACAGCGGUCAAGCACGUCUUUGCCCGCAAUGUCGUCCUCCAAUUCAACGUCACCAACACCUUGCCGGAGGUUGUGCUGGAGAAUGUGGCUGUCCUUGUCGGUGGAGCUGACGAAGCCGGACUCACUGAAGACUUCAUCCUGCCCAUCGGCUUGCUCAAUCAGGAGAAUCCGAGCGGGACGGUGUACGUUUCCUUUACUCGCACCGAGGCAGACGCCUACCCGCAAGGCCAGCUGUCAGCGACGUUGCGCUUCACGAGCAAAGAGGUGGACCCCUCGACAGGCGAGGCAGACGAGGAAGGAUUCGAAGACUCGUACGAGAUUGAGGCGCUCGAUCUCGGAGUGGCGGACUAUGUUGAGGGGCGCUUCUGUGACUUUGCAAGGGAGUGGGAGGACCUGUCCUCCUCUGGUGCGGAAGCGACGGAGACGUAUGCCCUUACUGCAGUUGCGAGCUUGAGGGACGCAUGCGAUCUGUUGGUCCCACUGCUCGGACUCAGCCCGCUCGGUGGGACUGAGGCGCCUAGCUCGACGAGUGUGCAUACGCUCAAUCUUGCGGGCAGCGUGGUGCUUGGUGCAGCGUCGGCGGGCGGUGGGGUUGAGAGCAGCAAGACGUUAGUGAGGGCGAGGAUGACCUAUAGUGCUGAGCAGGGCGUCGGGCUCGAGUUGGCUGUGAGAGCGCAACACCAGAGGGCAGUGGAUCUUGUGGCUAGUGCGAUCUGAGGAGGCGAGAUCGCGGAGGAGCAGCAGCAGCACG